Messenger RNA from Didymodactylos carnosus, 567 nucleotides. The record is from the annotation of a GenBank genome assembly. Lineage: Eukaryota; Metazoa; Rotifera; Eurotatoria; Philodinida; Philodinidae.
AUGGAUACUCCUGUUAACGCUAUGGAUGGAAUUGAAUUAGUUUUACGUACUGGUGUACUGGAGCAAGGCACCAGGGUAAUUGAAAUAUUUAAUCUGUUAAAUCCGAAUUAUGUACCACAGCACGAUCUAGUGCCUAUGCCACAAGUAAAAAUUCCGGCUCAAUCAAAUGUUGUAGCGCAAAUAUCUAAUCUUCGUGCAAAUCUCUCUAAACAACACGGCGAACAUUUUAUGGCUGAAAAUUCGCAGUUAGCUACUCAAUACAUUGCUGCAUUUGCUUCAAACGAGAACGGUUCUGCUGUUGAUCUUUUCAUCGUUUUAUUUACGAUAAACCCAUCAACAGUAGCAGCUGUUCUUGACAUUUAUGAAGUACUUGCGGCGGCUGUAGCUAAUUGCAAUCGUUCAGCUAUAAAAAUGGGUUCAAUCACAAGACCUGCACAUGCUGGACCAAACAUUACGAAUGAAGAUCUUUAUCCGUUGCUCACGUUGGACGCAAAACGGUGGAUAUCGACAGACUCUCAAAAGGCUCUCGGUAUCUAUCAACGCAAAAGACGUACAGCAACGGUUUAG